AUGGCACGGUUUAUAUAUUCAGUUCUGCUCCUUUGCUUCGCGUCAGCAACAGCCGAGGAAGAGGUGUUGUCCCGAGUGAAGAGGAUCAUUGGGGGAUCGAUCGCAACACGAGGCCAGUGGCCCUGGCUGGUCAGUCUCCACGGGAAGUUCAUUUCAGAACGAAUCCCUAUUUUAGGAAUACCUAUAGCAUUCCGGCAUAAGUUCUGUGGUGGGUCCGUUCUAAACGAUCGUUGGAUACUUACAGCUGCGCAUUGUUUUGACGGACCUGAAGGUCAUAUUUCAAACAGAUGGGAGGCACGAUUGGCAGCUACAUCACUCAGGAACAACUUUUUGGAUACAUUAAGGAAUAUUCUGUCCCAUAUAGUAGACAGGGAAGACUGGCGAACGUGGGAAAUCGACAUCGACAGGAUUGUUAUCCACCCCCGAUAUAACGCGUCAGAUUACUGGGCGAAUGACAUCGCUCUGGUACGACUUGAAGAACCCGUCCCAUCCGGCCCACAUUUUUCCCGCAUAUCAAGUAUUAACCUUCCAAAUUAUGCCAAUUUCUCAUUCCCGGCUGUUGGAACCCACUGUACUAUGAAAGGAUGGGGAUGUACUUCUGGCGGGGGACUAGUGUCUAACCACGCCCACUCCGUUGUUCUCCCGGUCUUUGAUUCUGCAUCCUGCUCUAUCUUGCGGCGGGCUUCCAACAACCACAACCGUAUUUGCGCUGGUUUCGACAACUCUAACAGGGGGAUCUGUCCGGGAGAUAGUGGUGGACCACUUUCUUGUUUGAAUGAGAGAGGGGAGUGGUUACAAGUUGGUGUAGCCUCUUUCGCAAGCGUGCAUCGUCCUGGGGAUUACCCAGGUGUCUUCACGCGUGUCUCCUCCUACGUCAACUGGAUACACAGUGUCAUUUACAGAUAA
Messenger RNA from Ylistrum balloti, 906 nucleotides. RefSeq names its product transmembrane protease serine 6-like. Bases 1 to 906 code for a protein of 301 amino acids. Gene Ontology annotation, molecular function: serine-type endopeptidase activity. Lineage: Eukaryota; Metazoa; Mollusca; Bivalvia; Pectinida; Pectinidae. The record is from RefSeq and is a predicted model, not a curated record. Gene Ontology annotation, biological process: proteolysis. The transcript has 7 exons.